Nematostella vectensis (starlet sea anemone) is the source of this 6570-nucleotide messenger RNA. RefSeq names its product protein polybromo-1. Gene Ontology annotation, molecular function: protein binding; chromatin binding. Gene Ontology annotation, biological process: chromatin remodeling. NCBI's taxonomy places the organism in Eukaryota, Metazoa, Cnidaria, Anthozoa, Actiniaria, Edwardsiidae. The transcript has 51 exons. Bases 195 to 5810 code for a protein of 1871 amino acids. Gene Ontology annotation, cellular component: RSC-type complex. The record is from RefSeq and is a predicted model, not a curated record.
GUAUGCGCGUAGGCUCCGGCCUGCCAUCUUUUAUUGUGUGCCAUACGUUUUCCAUGUGAUGCUUAUAGAGCGAUAAGAAAAGAUCUUUUACAAACGAACCAACUUUCUGCGCGGCGAAACGAAAUAAUAUAACGAUAAAUCAAUUCGGCCAUAACUUUUUUAACUGUAAAGGAAUCGCUUAGAGGCGCGUGGAAAUGGUGAAACGACGCCAAGAGGGUUCGAGUGCUGAUUCUGGCGCGAAAAGCAGUGAUGAGGCCACAGACUCAGCACAUUCCUCCAAGGAAAUGAAAAGGAGAAAGUUAUCCUCUACCAGAAGCCUAGACCCAACUGAUCUCUGUUCUGAGCUGUAUGAAGCUAUCAGAAACUACAGAUCUGAAGAUGGCAGAGUGCUGUGUGAGGCCUUUAUACGAGUCCCUAAGAGAAGAAGCAGCCCUGAGUAUUAUGAUGUAAUAUCCACACCAAUUGACCUGCUCAAAAUCCAGCAACGCCUAAAGACUGAUGAGUAUGAAGAUGUUGGCACAUUUACUGCUGACAUGGAGCUAUUGUUGGACAACGCUUUAAAGUACUACAAGCCAGAUUCACAGGAGUAUCAGGAUGCAACCCAACUAAAGCAAGUGUUUGACGAAUUAAAGGAGGAACAGGGCUCAGGGGAUAAUGAUGAAUCUGAUGAUGCUAUGGAAGAAGAAAUGGAAGUUGAGGAAAAAAGAAAACCUGGUAGACCAGGCCGUCCUCCAAAAGAUGCUUCAAAAACUAAAAUCCUUCCUUCUGGUGAUGAGGAUGAUACUGAGUCGUCAUCUACGGAGGGAGACUUGUCAAGUAGCAGUCAGCAGUUCUAUGAGGAGAUGGUCGGCGCUGUGCUGGAGAUGCAGGAUAGUCAUGGACGUAUCAUCUGUGAACUCUUCAAGCGACUUCCACCCAAAGAUCUUUAUCCAGAGUACUAUGCAGUGAUAAAAGAACCUAUUGAUCUGAAGAUGAUCAGUACAAGGGUUAGAAGCUCAUACUAUUCCACUAUUGAGGACUUGGAAAAGGAUCUUCAGGUGAUGGUGAAGAACGCCCAUACAUUCAAUGAGCCUGGCUCACAAGUCUACAAGGAUGCAUCAGCAAUCAAAAAGACCAUCCAAGCUAAAAAGGCUGAGAUUGAGCACACUCUGCUGGGAGCAAAAUCCAGCUCCAGACUAAAGGCUCGUCGUAGCUCUGGUCGAGUGAGCUCUGCUGUAAGUGCUCUUCUUGAGGAGGAAGAUGACCAGGCAAUGUACCAAGCCACAGAAGGCAGCCAGGAAGACCAGGAUGAUGAUGCUGGAGGAGAUGAUGACGUUGGUGGGGAGGAUGACGCUGAGAACCCUCUGAUGAUGUUAUUUAAUGAGAUAUAUCAGCACACUGACCCGACAGGAAGACCAAUGGUGGAGCCUUUCCUGAGGCUGCCCUCGCGCAGAGCCUAUCCAGAUUAUUAUGAAGUUAUCAAAAAGCCUAUAGCUCUGAUGAAAAUAAGAUCUCAAAUCAAGAGUGGGCUUUAUGACAGCCUUGAGGCUUUGGAAACAGAGCUAGAGCUGUGUUUCAAUAAUGCCAAGACUUACAAUGAGCCUAACUCCAUGCUCUAUAAGGAUGCCGAAAGAAUGCUAGACCAUAUGAGCAAAAAGAAAACUGAGAUUGUCCAAAUGAUGGCUGACAAAGGAAUUAAUUUGGACGAGUUUCUCAAGACAAAGGGGAAGGCAAGGAAGAGCGAAGCUUCAGAUGGUGCCUCAGUUGCUAGCCCUGCUCCUCACAUCCCUGUACCACAAGUGAAACAGAUGAAAGAGAUGAAAAAGAAAAAGAAAGUAGCUAUUGAUGGAAAGGAAAAGCCUAAGAAGAAGAAAGGAGAAGAGGUUGAUCCUAUGAUUCUGAAGAAGCGCAUGAGGCAGCUUUUCAAAGCUGUCACUAACUAUCAGGACGAGAGUGGGCGCUACUUAUCUGCCAUUUUUAUGGACCUUCCCUCAUCAGAGGAAUACCCAGAUUACUACAAAGUAAUCUCUGAACCUGUAUGUCUAUCUCAGAUAGAGGGCAACAUUCGAGAUAAUAAGUAUGCUACUGAGGAGGAGUUGUUGCUCGAUUUUGAGGUCAUGUUUGAUAAUGCAAGAUAUUACAAUGAGGAAGAAUCACAAGUUUAUCAGGAUGCAUGCCUCUUAGAGAAAGUUUUGAGAAAGAAGAAGAAAUCCCUUGGUGCCCUCCCACCAGUAGGAACCAGUGAAGGAGCCUCUCCUGCACCAGCUCCCAGUGGAGUCUCGUCUAAAUUGCCAACACCCACCAAGUCAGGCCGGAUAUCCUCAUCCCCAGGUGUUGCUAGAAAAUACUACCAGGUUCCAUCAGCGACAAGCGAGCUGAAAGAAUUGUGCCGUGAACUAUUUAAUGCCGUCAAGGAUUGUACGGACGGUUCUGGAAGACAACUAUGCAUCAUCUUUCAAAAACUUCCUUCAAGAGCUGAAUACCCAGACUAUUACACCCUGAUUAAGAAGCCCAUUGACAUGGCCAAGAUCCAAUCCAAGCUGAAUGGGGACCAGUACCAAACUUUGGACGACUUUAUGGCAGACUUCCAUCUGAUGUUUGACAAUGCCUGCAAAUACAAUGAGCCCGAUUCUCAAGUCUACAAGGACUCCCUCACUCUUUUGAGGUCUCUGCUUAGAAAGAAAGCAGAGUUAGUUGGCGAUGAGAAUAGGAUUCCCAAUGCGUCUUUCCUGGUGCAGAAGCUUCUGAUGACCCUAUACUCUUCAGUCAUGCAGCAUGUGGAUGAGGAAGGGAGAUGUUAUAGUGACUCUCUGGCGGAACUUACAGUCAGACAUACUGAUGCUGGUGGAGAAAGGUUAACAUUUGUCAAAAAGAAAAUAAGUUUGGAGAAUAUGGGGGAAAUGUUGAAGAGGUACCAGUACCAUCGACUGGAUAAAUUUCAGGAAGACAUGUUUUCCAUUUUUGAGAAGGCUAGGAAGAUAAGCCAUUCAGAUUGUGAGAUGUAUGACGAUGCCUCGGAGCUACAAGUGUACUUCAUCACCCAGAGGGACAAGCUGUGCAAGGAGGGAGAGCGCCUCAUCUCCCCCGCCCUGCUGGUCACCCGCAGACAUCUGCAGCAGGAGCUCGACGAGGAGCGAAAGAUAAAGGCAGAGCAGGAGGCCCUUGAAGAAGCAAAGCAGAAAGAGCUCGAGAAAAAUACUGUUACAUCAGACAUGACUGCUUCAAAUGAUGAAUCAGGCGUUGAGGAGUUGUCCCUGGAUGGUAACAGAUAUCAGUUGGGCGAUUUUGUAUACGUUGAACCAAGGGAAAGCAACCUCCAACCUCACGUUGUGCUGAUUGAAAAACUGUGGGUAGAUACCAGUGGAGAAAAGUGGCUUUAUGGUAACUGGUACUACCGACCUGAGGAAACCUUCCAUUUGGCAACGAGGAAGUUCUUGGAAAAGGAAGUCUUCAAGAGUGACUAUUUUGCUCCUGCUAAAAUCAGCAAAGUUCUUGGAAAGUGUCACGUGAUGAGCGUGAAAGAGUAUUUCAAGCAGAAACCAGAGGGUUUUCAUGAUAACGAUGUGUUUGUCUGCGAAUCAAGGUACACCAACAGAAAUAAAUCCUUCAAGAAGAUCAAGCUCUGGCCUUCACAGACGUCCAAUGUGAAACUGAUCGUGAGAGAUACCCCAUUGGCCCCUAAACGGGUGUCCUCUGUUUUUGCGCCUAACAAGCUGGACCAGACGGAAGCCAUGGACACAGAUGAUGCGGAUGAUACUGAGGUGGAUACUCGGCGGAAUGUUGUGCUUGAGAAUUAUCCAAAUCCUGAGGAGGGCUGUACAUAUUUUGAGCAGCUGUGUAUACGAGAUAUGCCCUACAAGCUAGGUGACAGUGUGUACAUCCGAUCUGACGAGGAUUAUCUCUACAUAGCGAGACUUGACAAGAUAUGGACAGACAGGAACGGGGAGGGCUGGGUCCAUGGCCCAUGGUUCAUCGGUCCCGGGGAGACUCAGCAUUUGCCCUCCAAGAUGUUUUACGAACAGGAGGUAUUCUUGAGCUCGUUGGAGGAAGUUAGUCCCGCUGUUUGCAUCAUGGGCAAGUGUAUGGUGCUGCCACUAAGGGACUAUGUCAGAUGCCGCCCAACAGAAAUAGCAGAGAAGGAUGUGUACCUCAACGAGGCUCGCUAUGACGAAGAGGAAGGACAGUUCAGAAAACUGAAAGGGCUCAAGCGGUACUCCCUGUCUAUAAACUGUAACGAGGAAGAGUUCUACUACUUCGAGGAAGCUAUCACGCCUCUUAAGGUCCCAUCGCCAUUGCUGUUUGAAGACCAAGACAUGAUGGCCGCCGGGGAAAGAAGCAACUCCCCAACUUCAAUUGAUUCCACAGAUUCUGGCAAGAAAACGAAGAAGAGAGGCCAGUCUGGCUACCUGCUCUUCUCGCAUGAGAUGAGAGGCAUCAUCCGCAAGGAGCAUCCUGAGUACGCAUUCGGCGAGAUCAGCAGGCUUAUCGGAGAAGAGUGGCGCAACGCAAGUGCCGCGCGAAAAGCGGAAUACGAGAACAAGGCACAGAUGCAGCUCAGCCAACUAGAAACCGAGAGCUUGUCACGUGCUGGCCAUGGACCCACUACAAUGUUUGUGUACGACUGCAUGUGGCGUGGCUGUGAUUACCAGUACGAGGACCUCCAAGACCUGCGUGUGCAUGUACUUGAUAGUAGCAACCAUCUCCGCAAGCAAGAUGACGGGUUCUAUCACUGCCUCUGGGCCACGUGCACAAGAGCAAGAAGAGGAGCUAGGCCAUACAACUCGAGUGCGAAGCUCUUCCGCCAUUGCCGCGAGGUUCAUCUGGUUGGCCCACCGCGAAUUGUCGCCCCGCUGGACCGUAGCAAGAACUUUUUCCCGCGACACCAAGCUUCAUUCACCGAACCAAGCCCCGAUUCUUCUCCACCCCCACCCCGCACACCCGUUGCACCCUCCACGUCCCCCGCUGUAUCCCUCGGUCCGGCAGCGGGCGGUAUGGGCCAAGGGGUGAUGGGCAUGAACCAGGGGAACGCUAUGGCAGGUCAGUUCCAAGGGAAUACCGGCACUGUUAGUAGCCCUACUCAGUAUGGCAUGGGUGGACGGAUGAUACCUCAACCGAGCAUGCAACAAGCCAUUUAUAACAACAACAACGCCCAAGGGAACACAAUGUUCAACAACCAAAAUAUGCCACAGACGCCCACCCUCAUGAUGCAGCGGCAGAUGCAAGGGAUGGGAAUGACUCCACAACCGCAGCAGCAAACACCUUCCAUGCCAGGACAAUCCCCAAGCUAUCAACAGACUUACAGCCAGUCUCAACAGCAAUUCAGCUUCCAGCCCGCCAUGAACCCCUUACAGCAGAUGAGCCAAAUGAGCCCCGUCACACCCCAACCGGCUCCUCAGCCAACCAAUCAGAUGCCUCCCCAGCAGGCUAACCAGUUUAACCAGAUAAACCAGUACCAGCCUGCUACACCUCAACAUCAGCAAGGGGCCCAGCCCCAGAACCCUGUACAGCAAGUACCGCUACAGCCGUCACAACCUGAAGUUCCCGCUCCAGUGUUCAUAGCGCCUCCUUCCAAGCCGCAGCGUUUGCAUCACUCGGAGGCCUAUCUCAGGUACAUUGAAGGCCUCCGUGAUGGAAACCCGCACAUGAGUAACUGGACUCAGUCCCGCAAGCCCGACGCUGCUACCAUGACUCCUCAGCAGCUUGCCCAGUUACCCGUCCACUGGCUCGGUAACAGUUACGGCGACUUUGAUAACCCCGUGGACGCGCUCUGGGCUCUGAAAGAGCACAUGAUGAAAGAUGCGCUCUCGCUCUCGCGAUUCGGGGAGCCGUGACGAGAACGAGCUGUUUAUAACCAGGGGGCCGAAACCGGGGUCAUGUCUGUCACGCGACAAGAAAGCUGAGAACAAGAGUUUGCGUGGCGUUGAAGACGUGACGAGAAAGAGAUGUCAUGUGACAAGGAAGCUGUGAAAUGCCGUGACUAGGGAGCGGUGAACAAGAUAAGAUGUUGCGUUACAAGGAAGUCGUGACUAGAGAGCUGUAAACAAGAUGACAUGUUGCUUUACAAGGAAGUCGUUGCGUGACAAAGAAGCUAUGGCUAAGCCGCGACGAGAGAUUCAGAGUUAGAUCAGGUGGUUGUAAUUCGUCUUCAGUAUUUAUGUUGACAUGAUUUCUCUUUCUCACGGUACUCUUGGUACUUUUCCAGUUUUAAGUUUUCUUUUAUACACUAUACAUACAGUAUAUACAUAUAUAGGAAGGCGUCAUAGCAUGUGUAUGCCGGCCAAUAGAGCGCCAUUAAGAUGGUAUAAGGUUUAUAAUAUAUUUUUAUCAUGUACAUUUGACGCGCGUCAAGAGCGCUUUGUUUUGAAAAGAAGUCCCAUUGUGCUGUUUGGAUUAUCUGUCGUGUAAAUGAGGCGCUAAGAGGAUUAGACCCAAAAGCAUCUAUGUUUCUGCACCCGCUAUACUUGAUUGAUAUUUGAUCAUUUAUUGCGUGUGAAAUUGGCAUUUGCUUCAAUGGACGCAGCCACGCUCUUCAGUAUUUACAAAAAAAGUUCUGUGAGCGAGAACAUUUGAAUAAAUCUUUUUUCACCUCAA